CAAACCCUUUCCAAUGGCUUCUUUUCUAACCUUACAAAAUCCCAAGAAAAUAAAGACAGGAUGGCCUUUUGGAUCAGAUCCUCUUAUCUCCCUCUUUUCCUUGGCCUCCUGUCCAUCCUCCUCCUCCACCCCGUCACCUCCACCGCCACUGCCACAGCUGUCCGCCUCGGCGUCGUUCGCCGGCCCUCUGGCUCCCUCCCCAUCUUCCAUGAAGCCCCCGCCUUUCGCAACGGGGGUGAAUGUGGGUCUGGACACAACAAUCUUAUCCAUGUAGCCAUGACCCUUGACGCAAACUACCUCCGUGGCACCAUGGCUGCGAUUCUGUCAAUGUUACAACACUCCACAUGCCCUGAGAACCUCUCCUUCCACUUCCUUUCUGCACACUUUGCGGAUGCCGACCUCUUUUCAAGCAUAAAAUCCACCUUCCCUUACCUCAACUUCAAGAUUUACCGCUUCGACUCGAGCCUUGUUUAUGGGAAGAUUUCUAGGUCCAUCCGACAAGCUCUGGAUCAGCCUCUUAACUAUGCAAGAAUCUACCUUGCAGACAUCAUCCCGGCCGAUGUAGGGCGGGUCAUUUAUCUAGAUUCCGACCUUGUUGUCGUGGACGAUAUCGCAAAGCUAUGGGCUGUGGACAUGGAAAACAAGGUGGUGGCUGCACCCGAAUACUGCCGUGCAAAUUUCACACAGUAUUUCACCGAGGUGUUUUGGUUGGAUCCUGAUUUGUCGAAAACAUUCCAAGAAAGAAAUCCAUGCUAUUUUAACACAGGAGUGAUGGUGAUGGACGUGGAUAAAUGGAGAGAAGGAAGGUAUACAGAGAAGGUUGAAGAGUGGAUGGCAGUGCAGAAGAAGAAGAGGAUAUACCGUUUGGGGUCUUUGCCACCAUUCUUGCUUGUUUUAGCUGGGAACAUCAAGCCAGUCGAUCACAGAUGGAACCAACAUGGUUUGGGUGGUGAUAAUUUCGAAGGGAAAUGUAGGGGGCUACAUCCUGGCCCAAUUAGCCUUCUCCAUUGGAGUGGGAAAGGGAAGCCAUGGUUGAGGUUAGAUUCUAGGAAGCCAUGCACCAUAGAUUAUCUUUGGGCUCCGUACGACCUCUACCGUUCUUCGAGACAAUGGUUAGAAGGAUGAAGAGAUCAUCAAGGUUGGGGUACGUGGAAAUUUCUUUCUGCCUUUCGGUCUCCUUUACCAUGGCUCAUGAAAAUGAAGCUAGCUAGCUAGCUAGGCCAGCCAUUGAUGGCGUAGUGAAAGGAGCGCCGAGCGCGCGUCCAGCUUGUUAAUACUAUUCAAUUUUUGUUUUCCCUCUUCUUUCGACGAUAGGUUUGGGUAUAGUGCUGGUGUUGUUUCGGGAUUGUAACAACAUGCAUGCAUGGUGUUUCUUUCAACCAUGGAAAAGAAUACACAUUACACAACAUGAUUUUGACUCAU
Juglans microcarpa x Juglans regia is the source of this 1422-nucleotide messenger RNA. RefSeq names its product probable galacturonosyltransferase-like 4. NCBI's taxonomy places the organism in Eukaryota, Viridiplantae, Streptophyta, Magnoliopsida, Fagales, Juglandaceae. Gene Ontology annotation, molecular function: glycosyltransferase activity. The transcript has a single exon. The record is from RefSeq and is a predicted model, not a curated record. Bases 61 to 1125 code for a protein of 354 amino acids. Gene Ontology annotation, cellular component: Golgi apparatus.